AUGGCCAGGCGGGACGGACCCCUGCGCGAGCUGCGGGGGCCCCUGCUCCCUCCCAAGGGCCGGGCGGGCGAGGACGACGACGACGGCCCGCCGGAGGACGCGGAGGAGGACGACGACCCUGCGUUUGUGGACGCCGAGGAGCUGUGCAGCGGGGCCGUGCGGGCCGGCGGCCUCCCGGGGCGCAUCCGGGCUUUAAUCCCUGAUGAAAACACUCAUGAGGAAUGCAUCGUGGUUGGACGUUUCCCAGUAACGGGUCCCUGGUGGCGAGUGAAGGUGCAAGUGACGCCUGUGGGCUCCGGGAGGUAUCAAGUUCAAGGAUUUCCAUCUUACUUUUUACAGGCGGACAUGUCACCACCAAGUCAAAAAAACAUCUGUUCUCUCUUUCUUAAAGAAUGUGAGGUCCCCAGGGAUGUUAUUGAUAGAUUUUUGGCAUGGGUGAAUAAGGUAUCAAGCUAUAAAGACCUAAACUUUGAAAAUCUUGGAGAAACAUUCAGAACUUUCCAAAAGGAGACAAGAAAGCAAGCUAAGAAGCAACUUGUACAGAAAGAACAGGAAGAGUUAUCAGAUUCUGAGAUCUGUCUUCCUCUGAAAAACCCAAUUCCGUAUAUACAAGUGAGGACAGCUUUGCAGUUUCCGAAAAUAAUGGAAUUCCUUCCGGUUCUUUUGCCCCGACACUUCAAAUGGCUCAUAAACUCUGGUUCUAAAGAGGUGUUGGAAGACAUAGAAGAGAUUUUAGGUACGCAUCCGUGGAAACUUGGAUUUAGUAAAAUAACCUACCGAGAGCUGAAGCUUCUGCGCUGUGAGGCAAGCUGGGCAGCGUUUCAUCAGUGCGAGGCUCUUCUCCAGCUGAUGACCAACGAGGAGAAGAACGCGCUGGUGACGUACGCAAAGCUGAAGCAGCAGUGCCGAGACCAUGGGCACACGUACGUCGAAGAAGCCGACUUAACGUCCAGGUUGGCGGGGCACAUGUCACCUCAGGGUGCCUGGGAGUCUCUGAGGUUUCUGAAGACUGUCGGUGUGGUGACGUAUGAGAAGACCCGUGUCUUCCCUUAUGACCUGUACCAGGCUGAAAGGUCCAUCGCCGGCUCAAUCUGGGACCUGAUGAGCAGACCGCCGUGGCGUUUGCGUGUGGACGUCAGGAAGGUGCUCGCCUCUAUCCACACCGUGCAGCCCGAGGGUUCCAGGAACAAGGGCACACUGAGUGAAAGCCAACCUGAUGGAACGGGAUUGGAAAGUCCUGAGGGCACUGUGGACACACGGGAUGGUGGCGACCAAAUGCGGCCUCAUGGUGGAAAUGGCAUCGGCACAGAAAUAUGUGGAGUCCGGCUGGAUCAGGAUCAGGCUGAAGUCCAGCUAGAUCAGGAUCAGGUGGCCGCCUUGGAGAUGGUCUGCUCCAAUGCUGUGACAGUCAUCAGCGGGAAAGGCGGCUGUGGGAAGACCACCAUCGUCAGCCGUCUCUUCAAGCACCUUGAGCAGCUGGACGAAGCGGAAGUGAAAAAAGCCUGUGAAGAUUUUGAACAAGACCAGGACGCCCCCGAAGAAUGGCUCACCUUCUCUCAGCAAGGUGAACUGGAGGCUGGCAAGGCCAUCAGUGUGCUGCUCACGGCACCCACGGGCAAGGCGGCCGGCUUGCUGAGGCAGAAGACUGGUCUCCACGCAUACACGCUGUGUCAGGUCAAUUACAGCUUCUAUUUUUGGAAAGAAAAGAUGAUGACCAAGGACAAGCCAUGGAAGUUUUCUUCGGUUAGAGUUCUAGUUGUGGAUGAAGGGAGUUUGGUGUCUGUCGGAAUCUUCAAGUCGGUUUUAAAUCUAUUACUUGAGCACUCCAGACUUUCCAAGCUUAUUAUUCUUGGUGAUGUUAGACAAUUACCUAGUAUUGAACCUGGCAACUUGCUGAAAGAUCUUUUUGAAACUCUUAAGUCAAGGAACUGUGCUAUCGAGCUAAAGACAAACCACAGAGCAGAGUCUCAGCUGAUUGUGGACAACGCUACAAGAAUUUCAAGACGUCAAUUUCCAAACUUUGAUGCAGAACUAAAUAUCUCUGAUAACCCAACAUCCCCCAUCUCACUUCAAGACAAGACAUUUAUUUUUGUCAGACUCCCAGAAGAGGUUGCCGGUUCUCAGUUAUCUAAAAGCAAUCAUCAGUCUUAUUUAUAUUCUGCGGUUAAAACUUUACUGCAAGAAAAAGACUUACAAGAUGCAAAAACAUCACAAUUUAUUGCGUUUAGAAGGCAGGACUGUGACCUCAUCAACGACUGUUGCUGCAAGCACUACACAGACCGCCUCAGCAGGGACCAUCAGAAUCGGCUUGUAUUUGGAGCUGGUGAUAAAAUCUGUUGUACCAGGAACGCCUACCUCUCGGAGUUACUCCCUGGAGACUCCUCUGGAAGUCAGCAAGAUAACGGUCUGGGUGCCAGUGGUGUACCUCAUGGUUCUGCUAAAAAUAAGCACGACUUUGAAAGUGAUAUUCGACUGUGCAAUGGAGAAAUAUUUUUUAUAAAAAAUGAUGUGACUGAUGUAACUCUUGGAUGUAAAAGACGUUUGACCAUUUGCAAUACGACUGGCUUGGAGGUGACUGUGGAUUUUAGGAAGCUCAUGAAACACUGUCACAUAAAGCAUGCCUGGGCGAGGACCAUUCACACUUUCCAGGGCUCCGAGGAGAACACCGUCGUCUAUGUGGUGGGGAGGGCGGGCCGCCAGCACUGGCAGCACGUCUAUACCGCGGUGACCCGGGGCCGCUGCCGCGUGUACGUGAUUGCGGAGGAGUCCCAGCUGCGGAGUGCCAUCGCGAGAAACAGUUUUCCCAGGAACACACGUUUGAGACAUUUCUUGCAAUACAACCUGUCCCGUGGCAGUGCGUCCCCGGCCGAGUUCCUGAUGCCAUCGAAGAGCUCUGGGGAUGCAGGAGGAUGUAGCUCACCAUCGCUGUCCCAUCUCCCCGAGGACCCGGCCAGUGCAGAGGCGGACAGUGUCGCCGCGGGUGAGGCCUCUCGGCCCGGCGACAGGACACCCACCUUUGCUGGUAGGUGGCAGCUCUCUUCGCCGCAUGAGGUAGAGCCGGGCCAGGAUGUGCAGAAGUCCCGAGGGUCCAAAAGAACAAGCGGCGUGAGCCUCGACUUGAGUCCAAACAAGGUCCUCAUGGUGGGAGAAUCUCCACAAGUGUCUUCCAGACUUCAGAAUCUGAGACUAAAUCAGUUGAUUCCCAGGCAACUUUUCAAGCCCACAGAUAAUCAGGAAACUUAA
Messenger RNA from Carlito syrichta (Philippine tarsier), 3243 nucleotides. It is a transcript of the gene HELB, whose product is annotated as DNA helicase B. NCBI's taxonomy places the organism in Eukaryota, Metazoa, Chordata, Mammalia, Primates, Tarsiidae. The transcript has 15 exons. The record is from RefSeq and is a predicted model, not a curated record. Bases 1 to 3243 code for a protein of 1080 amino acids.